Sorex fumeus (smoky shrew) is the source of this 2154-nucleotide messenger RNA. It is a transcript of the gene CARD9, whose product is annotated as caspase recruitment domain family member 9. The transcript is spliced from 12 exons. Bases 334 to 2013 code for a protein of 559 amino acids. NCBI's taxonomy places the organism in Eukaryota, Metazoa, Chordata, Mammalia, Eulipotyphla, Soricidae. The record is from RefSeq and is a predicted model, not a curated record. Gene Ontology annotation, biological process: positive regulation of canonical NF-kappaB signal transduction; regulation of apoptotic process.
CCUGAGGCUACUCGGCUGCACGAGGCAUCCCUGUGCUGCCACCAGGACUGUUGUAGGUGGGGUGCUGUGCUGGGCGCACCCUGCUGCAGUGCUUCCGGAAGCCAGGCAUCUGCCUGGGCAGGGAGGCUGGGUGGCCUCACACCGCUUUCCUCAGCCUCCACUUCCACUUCCCUGGGCCCCGCCUCUCCUCGGCUGGCAAAUCCGGCCCCAGAGCGUCCCCGUGGGAGGCUGCCUGGGUGCCAUCAGGAGAGAACGCAGAAAGAGCCAGGAGGCUACCACCUGUCCCCAGCCUGCUGCCUGUCCCUCAGUGGCCAAGGACCCCAGCGCCGAGUCAUGUCUGACUACGAGAACGAUGACGAGUGCUGGAAUGUGCUGGAAGGAUUCCGGGUGAAGCUCAUCUCUGUCAUCGACCCCGCACGCAUCACCCCCUAUCUGCGGCAGUGCAAGGUCCUGAACCCCGAUGAUGAGGAGCAGGUGCUCAGCGACCCCAACUUGGUCAUUCGCAAGCGGAAAGUGGGGGUGCUCCUGGACAUCCUGCAGCGCACUGGCCAUAAGGGCUAUGUGGCCUUCCUCGAGAGCCUGGAGCUGUACUACCCGCAGCUCUACAAGAGGGUCACAGGCAAGGAGCCCACCCGGGUCUUCUCCAUGAUUAUCGACGCGUCCGGGGAGUCGGGCCUGACGCAGUUGCUCAUGAGCGAGGUGAUGAAGCUGCAGAAGAAGGUGCAGGAGCUGUCGGCGCUGCUCUGCUCCAAGGACGACUUCAUCAAGGAGCUGCGGGUGAAGGACAGCCUUCUGCGCAAGCACCAGGAGCGUGUGCAGCGGCUGCGCCAGGAGUGCGAGGCGGGCGGCCGCGAGCUGAAGCGCUGCAAGGACCAGAACUACGAGCUGGCCCUGCGCCUGGCCCGCCAGAGCGAGGAGAAGGGCGCCGCGCUCAUGCGCAACCGGGACCUGCAGCUCGAGAUCGACCGGCUCAAGCACAGCCUCAUGAAGGCCGAGGACGACUGCACGGUGGAGCGGAGGCACACGCUGAAGCUGCGGCACGCCAUGGAGCAGCGGCCCAGCCACGAGCGCCUGUGGGAGCUGCAGCAGGAGAAGGCGCUGCUGCAGGCCCGUGUGCAGGAGCUGGAGGCCGCCGCGCAGGUGGGCCUCGGCUGCGCGGGCCCCGGUGCAGGGGGUGCCGGCCUGGCCGCUGCCCUGCCCGGCCCCUCUCCUCCGCAGGAAGGGCCGCUGGACAGAGGCAGCCCCUACAUGCAGGUGCCGGAGGAAGACUGGCGCCAGGCCCUGCGUGCCCGCCAGGAACAGGCCCGCACCAUCUUCUCCCUGCGUAAGGAUCUGCGGCAGGCCGAGGCCCUGCGUGGCCGGUGCCAGGAGGAGAAGGAGAUGCUGGAGCUACAGGUGCAGGCCCUGCGCAAGGACUCCAAGAUGUACCAGGAGCGCAUUGAGGCCAUCCUGCAGCAGAUGGACGAGGUGGCCAGCGAGCGGGACCAGGCACUGGCGUCGCGGGAGGAGCUGCAUGCGCAGUACGCCCGGAGCCUGCAGGACAAGGACGAGCUUCGCAAGCGGGCGCGGGAGCUAGCGGAGCGAGCAGACGAGCUGCAGCUGCAGCUGUUCCAGUGUGAGGCCCGGCUGCUAGCAGCACAGGGCCGGCUGGGGCAGCGGCAGGACAAGCUGGUGCUGAGCUCUGACCUGGAAGACAGCUCGCCCCGGAAAUCCCAGGAGCUCUCGCUCUCCCAGGACCCGGAGGAGGAUGCCCCACUCUCAGACAAAGGAAGCGUGGGGGAUGGGGAGAACCCGGAGCAGCCCACGGAGGCCCUGCACAUGGAGUGUCUGUCGCUGACCCACCACGAGACGGGAGCUGAGCCCCCGGAGAAGGAGCGGCGGCGUCUCAAGGAGAGCUUCGAGAACUACCGCAGGAAGCGGGCGCUGCGGAAGAUGCAACACGCCUCGCGGCAGGGUGAAGCGGACUGGGAGAACACCACCGGCAGCGACAACACCGACACCGAAGGCUCGUAGCGCCGCGGCGGCGUGACCCCGUCCCCAAAUAAACGCGCGACCCGCGGCUCCGCGCCUCCGCGUACCUUUUCCCGCCGCCCGCCAGGGGGCAGCAGAGCGCGCCGUGCUGCGGCGCCGGGAGCGGGGCGGGUUCUUCCGCCG